AAGAAGUUAAGACCUUGGAGGUGGCGAAAAAUAGUUUUAGGACCGGUCCACAGAGACACAGCUCCCACUGGAGGAUGCUGUGUCCUGACAUUCCAUCGCCGCAGACAUCAUUCAUCAGAGGCACAUAGGGUGUUUCGCGCGGCAGCCAUGGCGGUGUCCCUUGCGCAUUUCGAUGAUGAGUGGCACGAUUUUAAGGAAUUUGAGCCGAUUUCAGAGCAGGGGACUCGGAUGGACCGAGUAAACUUGGUUGUCGAGCAGGUGACAGGCGUGCUGAAGGUCCUUCCAGAGCUCAACAACAGCUUUUCGGGCGAAAUAGGCAGCUUAAAGUCCAUGGAAGAUCUGGUGAACAAUUUCGACGAUAAAUUGACAGUGUGUUUCCGAAAUUUCAACACCAAAACUGAGAACAUUGCCCCUGUAAACAUUAUCACCGAGGAUACAACACUGAGGAACGACGAGAUCUGGAAUGCUCUUGCAGAUAAUUAUGGUAAUGUCAUGGCAGUGGACUGGAAACAGUCUAGAACGCGCUCCCUCCAUCUCCCCAGUCUAAACCUCGAAAACAAACCAAGGGUGGAUGAUGUAACACUGGAGCUGUCCGACGAUGAGGAGCUGAGGGAACAGAUGGACAUGCACACCAUCAUCGUCUCCUGCCUCAAUGACGAACCCCUCUUCACCGCAGAACAGGUUAUUGAGGAGAUAGAGGAGAUGAUGCAGGACUCUCCUGACCUGGAGGCAGAGCAGAACCACCCCUCUCAGUCAGACGUCUCCAUGCUCUCUCUAGACAUCCAGCGCUCCAGAACAAACCACAGCUAUGAAGAGCGAGAGAAAACUCUGUGUGUAUCAGAGCUGAAUGAGCGGCUAGAGGAGGUGGAGACGGCCAUCAGACGUUACAGUGAGGAGCUGAUUCAACACCUGGCCCUCAGGGACGAACUGGACUUUGAAAAAGAGGUGAAGAACAGCUUCAUCUCUAUCCUGAUAGAUGUGCAGAACAGACAAAAGGAACACAAGGAACUACUGAAGAAAAAGAAAAAACUCAAGAGUGGUGCCGGGGCCCCGCAGGGCCGACCAGAGAGAACACAAGCACUAGGAUCACGCUUCAGCAUGGAGGGGCUCUCCUCUGCCAUUCAAAAUGGCUUCCGGCAAACUUUUGGGAGUGGUGGCAUUGAAAGACAGUAUCUGACCACAGUCAUCCCAUAUGAGAAGAAAGGAGGUCCUCCAUCGGUGGAAGAUCUUCAGAUCCUGACCCAAAUCCUGCAAGCUAUGAGAGAUGACAGUGACAAGGUGCCCAGCCUUCUGACAGACUACAUUCUCAAAGCUCUGGUGUGAGAGCCAUGGACAGAGAGGUUUGUGACACACAUUCAGACACUGUACUGUGUGGUGUAGCUCACUCAUUGCGUGAGAGCACCCCUAGUGGCCACUGAGCUUUAGUGUAAUGUAACCAUACCCUGCCGUUGUGUCCUGUCACUGCCCUGCCCCACCCCACCCCUCACUGUCACACUACUGCUGUUUAGGGUAUGGUAGACCCCGUUGCUGCUCCCGUUGGUGUCACAAAGUUAUCCCUGACCCACGAUCUUGCUUUGCCUAACCCUUCACAUCCUCAAGUGAUCCCAAAUGGACCUUACGGGUUCUACUAAAACGCUCCCUGGGAAUCACUACUUUUACAACCAUUGGAACCGAUUUCUCUUUCUGGACUCACUGAAUACUAAAUGGCUGUAUUGGCAUAUUGUGUAUUGUUGCCGUAUCUAUUUCAAGUGUGUUUGGAUUCCUUAACUGUUUUCCUGAUCAAACCUAGAUACAGGUACUUGGUUAUUUUAUUUCUCCUGUUUUACUAUUUCAUUCCUUUUUCUCCACCCAAGCCUGUUCUAUUUCUUACUUUGUAUUUUCCCGUAGUAGCCUAACUGGCAUUCACACCUAGUCCCAGCCAUACUCAUUAAUGUGUUUUUUCCACAGUGCUUUGCCCAACAUAGACUGGAAGGACGAUAACUGACAUUUUGAUAACGAGGUGAGGGAUCUGGUUUCAAUGUCAACAAGCAAAAUGAAGAGGACUUGCUCAGAGUAUAAAAAAUAAAAACAUGAGCACACUUAAUUUAUUCUUAAUGAUGCAUGGUAUUUUACCUCAAGUUGCUCCUUUUUAUGUAACACCCAUAGAUGUUUUAUAGCUCAUUCAGUUUUAUUUUCUCCGUGUUGAGCAUGGUGAUUUCACAAACCUUGUGUAUUUGACUACUUCAAGUAUUUUUUUUAAUUGUUUUUACUUUAAGUACAGUGUAAAAUUCAGUACCCAAAGUCAUAAGAAAGAUACUCAUACAUUCUAGUGCUAGCAUCUACUGUAUGUGGCUGAUAUCAACAGCCUUUUGGAUGAUAGGGAGCCUUACAUUUUUGCCCUGAAGUAAGAUCGAAGCUACUCAUAUCCAAAGGUUUGUGUCUUAAUUGGAUUAACCUAAUCUGAAGGUCUCAGAAACAACUGAGCUACACUCCACAGCACUUGUAAUAUCAGGGAUAUGAAACAUUUUAGGUUAGUUUAAAAGUGCUUAAAUACAUUUCAUUAAUAAAAUAAACCUUGAACUAAAUACUAACAUUUUUCUACACAACUCAGUCCACCAUUUGGCCUCCCUAAAAGCACUGCACAUAUAUUUUUUAGUCAUAGCUAAAUACUGUAGUAGUACCAUUAUUGUCAUACUUAGAAGGAAUUGCAAAGGUAUGUGAACAGAACUGUAAUUAAUUACAGAGCACUGAUGUGACUACUAGCUAUGCAUUUGAGUAAAUAAUGACUCACUGAAGCCCUGAAUCAGAGGCACCAUGCAGCCCAGACCUGGCCAGUCUGUGAAGGCUGUGCACAUAAGCUGGGCAUUAUUAUAUUUCUAUACACAAGAAAUUAAGAUGCCUUUGUAUUUGCCAGAAUUUUUUGUACAUUGACUUAUUUUUAACCAAAUGUUAUACUAAGCUACUUAUCUGCUAAACUAUUAAUUUAUUUUGUAAAUAUUUUAUUUCGAAUAAAUGUAUAAAGUCAAUGAAUAACCCAAUUUAA
Salmo salar (Atlantic salmon) is the source of this 3022-nucleotide messenger RNA. Its product is annotated as fasciculation and elongation protein zeta-2. Gene Ontology annotation, cellular component: cytoplasm; axon. Lineage: Eukaryota; Metazoa; Chordata; Actinopteri; Salmoniformes; Salmonidae. The record is from RefSeq and is a predicted model, not a curated record.